GUAUUGCUGAGGCCUCAUCCUUCCAAUGGCGACUGAAAACAGGCUGAUUAGAAAGCGGGAGCAACUGUGGAGGGGGUCAGAGCAGUGUAACCGAAAUUAAAUAAAUAUAUCAUACUCUCACUAGUCAUAAAGUUAGUUUAAAAUUGUAGACCCACCAAAUCACGGCCGAUUCAAUGGCCAAAAGUCGGAAUAUUUCGCUCCUUGAAUCAGAGCUAUAUUACCUAAUUUCACGUUUUCUAACAACGGGUCCAUGUCAGAGCGCGGCUGAGGUUCUAGCGAGCGAACUAGAAGAAUAUCAGCUUUUGCCUUGCAGAUUAGACUGGCAAGGAAAUGAACAUCCAAGAUCUUACGAAGAUUUGGUUGCAGCCAACGGACACAUUGCACCUGACCAUUUGCUGCAGAUCUGUAAGCAGAUUGGGCCGAUUCUGGACAAAGAAGUGCCAUGUGUUCCAGGCGUACAUUCCCUACUGGGAACUGGGAGGCAGUCCUUACUCAGAACAUCAAAAGGUUACGGCAAUGUUCGGAGGAAAGGCUCAUCAUUUGCUGCCCUGCACAGAGGGAGACCACCAGAGAUGCCUUUGACCUGCAAGGAUCCUCCAAAUCUAGUGGAGGUGUACAGAGGAAGGGAGCUAACAGGUACUCAACGGUUCAGCACUGUGAACCCUGUGAGCAACUAUCAGCACAUGCGGAUGCACAGGAGGAUUCUGGGUCAUCUGUCUGCAGUCUACUGCAUUGCUUUUGAUCGGACCGGUCUCAGGAUUUUCACCGGCUCGGACGACUGCUUGGUGAAGAUAUGGUCUUCGUUUGACGGGAGGCUUCACUCAACCCUGCGAGGACAUUCUGCUGAGAUCUCAGACCUGGCUGUCAGCUUUGAGAAUACCUUGAUGGCAGCUGGCAGCUGUGACAAAACCAUCCGAGUGUGGUGCCUUCGUACCUGUGCCCCUAUGGCUGUCCUACAGGGGCACAGUGGAUCCAUUACCUCCCUACAGUUCUCACCGUUUGCCAAGGGCUCAAAGAGAUACCUGGUGUCCACUGGAACUGAUGCAACAAUCUGCUUUUGGCAGUGGGAUGUCAAUAACAUACAUUUCAGUGAUCGCCCGCAGAAGUUUACAGAGCGACCCAGGCCGGGAGUUCAGAUGGUGUGCUCAUCAUUCAGUCCAGGUGGCAUGUUCUUAGCGACGGGAAGUACUGACGAUGUCAUCAGAAUAUAUUACCUGGGAGGUGGGAACCCUGAAAAAAUAUCAGAGCUUCAUGAACACACGGACAAGGUUGACAGCAUCCAAUUUUGCCACUCAGGAGAAAGGUUUGUGAGUGGCAGUCGAGAUGGCACAGCACGCAUCUGGAGGCUGACUCAGCGUCAGCAGUGGAGGAGCCUUCUUCUCAACAUGAAUGCCACUCUACCAGGCUCAGAACACGCGACCAAUGAGGAAAGCUUUUUCAAACCCAAGGUCACCAUGGUAGCGUGGGAUCGCCAUGACAACUCAGUAAUCACAGCGGUCAACAACCAUAUCCUCAAAGUGUGGAACUCCUACACGGGCCAGCUGCUACAUAUCCUUAAAGGCCAUGAGGCUGAGGUGUUUGUCCUGGAGCCCCACCCCUCAGAUCCCAGGAUCAUGCUGUCUGCUGGCCACGACGGAAACGUCUUCAUCUGGGACAUCGUCCGGGGCACAAAGACACAGCACUACUUCAACAUGAUUGAGGGCCAGGGUCAUGGUGCUGUCUUUGACUGCAAGUUCACUCCCGACGGCCAGCGCUUUGCCUGCACAGACUCCCACGGUCAUCUGGUCAUUUUCGGCUUUGGGAGCUCCAAGCCAUACGAGAAGCUUCCAGAUCAGGUGUUUUUCCACACCGACUAUCGGCCACUGAUCCGGGAUGCCAACGGCUUUGUGUUGGAUGAGCAGACCCAGCAGGCACCCCACCUCAUGCCCCCUCCCUUCCUGGUGGAUGUGGAUGGGAACCCCCACCCCCCUAGAUACCAGCGGCUGGUCCCCGGGAGGGAGAACAUUGCAGACGAACACCUGGUGCCUCAGCUGGGAUAUGUUGCCACAAGUGAUGGCGAGGUGAUGGAGCAGGUGAUCAGUCAGCUGACCACAGACCAUGAGGAGGCCACGGCCAGACGCAGCAUUCUGGACGACACCAUCAGGCAGCUGCAGGAGCAGCAAGACAGGCAGAGCAGACCAGGGACACUAGCCCCAGCCCCCAGCACCCCACGCAGAGCAUCAGUGAAUGAGCGAGGUGCAGCUGAGGUGCAGUCAUCCCCUAACGUGGGUCUGAGGCGCAGUGGGCAGGUGGAGGGGGUMAGACAGAUGCACCAGAAUGCCCCUCGCAGCCAGAUGGCCACGGAGAGGGACCUGCAGGCCUGGAGACGCAGGGUGGUGGUACCUGAGCUCUCAUCCAGCAAUUACAGUUACCAGGAUGACUUCCGAAUUACAAAAGGAGAGGAGGAGAUUGCCUUAUACAAUGCAAAGAAACGCCGUGUGACAUACGGCAGUUGUAGAGAUGAUUCUGAAGAUGAACUGCCUUGCAUCAAACGAGCACAGUCCCGCAAAAAGCAAAAAGUCUUCCAGCAGAGCAGAGAUGGCAUUGUGGAGGAAUUAAUCGAGUUCUCCUGUGAGGAGGGAGAAGGGACCACAACAUCAGAGGACCAUGAGAUGGAGGGCAGUGAACUGGAUUCAUCCAAUGAGGAAGAGGAAUGGAAAAGUGACAGUUCAAGCCACUCGUCCAGUGAGUACUCUGACUGGACAGCAGARGCUGGGAUUAACCUGCAGCCCUCCACUCCCGUGUCAUCACGGAAACGAGUUCGCCGCCAGCUUAGCAGCUCGGAGGAAGAUAAUGAGGAGGAAGAGGAGAAGCAGCAAAGUGACGAGGAAGAACGACCUCCUCAGACUAGCAAGCAGAAAUCCAAGAAGCCCAAAAGCAAGAUGCCCAAGCGGCCUAAAGCCAGGCCGUCGAUCAACAGAGAAGUCUCCAAUGAGUUCAGACCCUCAACGUGGAUCACUGAUGUCGUUCCCAGGAAGUCUCCCUUUGUUCCCCAGAUGGGUGAUGAGGUAAUCUAUUUCCGCCAGGGUCACGAGGCGUAUGUGGAGGCYGUGAACAGGAACAACCUGUACCCCAUUAACAUGGAGAAACAGCCRUGGAGGAAGAUGGAGCUGAGGGACCAAGAGUUUGUUAAAAUAACUGGGAUCAAGUAUGAAGUAUGCCCUCCGACACUGUGCCGCCUGAAACUGACGCUCAUUGACCAUGGCACGGGCAAAAUCACAGACAAAUCAUUUUAUGUCAAGUACCAUGACAUGCCGGAUGUGAUUGACUUCCUCGUGCUUCGGCAGAGUUAUGACGAAGCACGCAGUAGAGUCUGGCAGCCAAAUGACAGAUUCCGGUCUGUAAUAGAUGAUGCCUGGUGGUUUGGGAUCAUUGUUUGUCAGGAGCCAUAUCAGCUUGAAUAUCCGGACAGUCAUUUCCAGUGCUUCAAAGUCAGAUGGGACAAUGGWGAAACGGAGAAGCUAAGUCCUUGGGAUGUGGAAGCUAUUCCAGAGGAUGCCCAGCAACCUGAGUGUGUAGGUGGAGGGGUUCCAGUGACAGRAGAGGAGAUGAGAGAGGUCAUGUAUAAACCCCAGACAGGAGAGUGGGGUGAGAGGAGUAGAGACAACGAGUGUGAACGCAUCAUAGCAGGCAUUGAGCAACUCAUCACCGUCGAUAUUGUAGCCCCAUUUUCUGGCCCGGUGGACAUAGUUCAGUACCCAACCUACUGCACGGUGAUAGCCUUCCCUACAGACCUGAGCACCAUCAGACUGAGACUUAUAAAUAGGUUCUACAGGCGACUGUCCUCUUUAGUUUGGGAUGCCAGAUACAUUGUGCACAACGCCCGGACCUUCAAUGAGCCAAGGAGCAAGAUAGCCCAUUCAGCAAAACUUAUCACAGAUGUCCUGCUAAAAUUUAUCAAUCGACCUAGCUGUACAGAUAUUAUGGAGAUCUACAGUGCUAUUGAAGACAUGGACUAUACGGAUGACGAGGACCUGGAAGAGGCACCAGGCCCCUCUUCUGGACACAGACUGCGCCAGCGCUCUGUGGAGAAGGUACCUGACCAGGACUCCUGGAAGGGGCAGUGCAAGCGCCUGAUGAACUAUGUCUUUGAGUGUGAGGACUCCGAGCCCUUCAGAAAGCCUGUGGAUCCUACCUCCUACCCAGACUACCUUAGCAUCAUUGACACUCCCAUGGACUUUGGGACUGUGAAGGGGACCCUUGAGGAGGACCGRUAUGAAAACCCCAUGGAGCUCUGCAAAGACAUACGUCUGAUAUUUGCCAACGCUAAAGCCUUCACGCCAAACAAACGCUCAAAGAUCUACAGUAUGACUUUGCGGCUUUCUGCAUUCUUCGAAGAGCGAAUCAGAACAAUCAUAUCGCAAUACAAAACUUCUGUCAAGAGCAGCGAGAAGCUCCGCCGCAGCCAGAGGUUCCGYAAGAAGCUUCAGCACCACGAGUCUGCUGUACCCAGCACUAACACCACAAGCCAAAAGAGGGCUGCUCUAAAAACUCAGGAAAAAGUGGAAGCGGCGUCAACGACCAAAUCUACCUCAGCCAAAGUGUCUGCUCCUGAGAGAACCAGGAGAAGGAGCCACAGUAGUGACAGCUCAGGCCACAGCUCUUCUGAAGCCUCCUCAGGGUCAGACUCUGAGAUUGAGAGUGAGUUAUCUAUGAGUGACUCUGAAGAGGAGAAAUGCCUGGGGUCCUCACGGCACCAUCACAGCAGAGAGACCAGGGGAACCAGAAGAGUCACCAGGAACAAGGGGGCAAAGAAGAAAAAAAUUGCCGAGAGCGAGGAAGAGUCUUCCAAUGAGGGGGAGGAGAGUGAGGAUGGCGGGAAGUUGUCCAACUCUUUGUCUCGUCGAUUCCCAAGCAGGACCAGCAGCAGGAGCACCAGGCUGACCAGGAACAAUGCUGUUGCCCAUAGGAAAUGCACCAAACAGCCAGAGAGGGGUGCCCAGAUGAAUGGUCACAGCAGAAAAUCUGGGCGAGAGAUAAGCAGCGAAUCUGAGAGAUCACCAUCCCAGGGUACAGACACUUACAGGGAGGAGGAUGAGGAGGAGAAUGUUGGCCGCAGGACAAUGAAAAGGAAGACUGCCAGGGCGGCCGUCAACAAGAUGAAGCUUCUGGAAGCCUCUGAGGAAAACUAUGGUUCAGCCUCUGAGGAAGAGGAUAAACAUAGGAGGAAUAGCAGCCACCAUGCGACCCGAGUCAGCAAACGCAUUGCCGUGAUCCAGAGCAGCUCUGAAUCAGAGGAGCAGUCAUCAGCACAGUGUUCUAAAAAAGACAAGGAUUCAUUGGGUGAUUGGGAGAACAAUGAGGACAGUAUUGAGAGUGAAGCUUCAUCCUCUCGUUGCCAUCAGAAUGGAGAGAGUAAGAACUCCAGCAGCCGCAAAACGACCAGACAAGCUGCAGAGACGGGUGGUAAGGAUGAUAUGUCUCAUGUAAAUGGGCACAGCACAAAACAUGACAGUACUUCUGAGGAGGAGGAGUGCUCUGAUGGUGAAGAAGAGGAAGAAAUAGAGGAAGAAGCUGUUAGGUCUCAGUCCUCCAGAAGCUUGACAACCGCUGCAGUGAGCAAAAUUAGAACUUGCAUUACCAGUUAUAUGGCGGAAGAGAAGACUGGCUCCAGAAAGAGACAGCCCAAAUCUCUGGCAAGCUCUGACGAGGAAUACCGAGAACACUAUGCUCAAAAGCACCCUCACCAAAACGGGAGAAAGGUGGAGAAAGAACAUGCUGAAGGCUCUGAGAAAAAUAGUAAAUUACAUUCAAAAAGCCAAGAACAAACAUCUGCCUCAACCCACAAACAGGAUGUCCCUGAAUCAGAGGAACUCAGUGACACUCCAAAGAGAUCAAGCUCACGCAAAAAAAGAGUGAGGUCUGAAGAGGAGGAGGAAGAAGACAGCAACCACUCAGAUAAUGAAUCUAAGGGAGAAUCCAAUAAACGUCAGUUGCGAAACAACAACAAACCCAAAAGACAGAGUCACAAUGACUCUGUUUCAGAGAGCGAGGAGGAAGUUGUACCCAACAGGAGAGCAAGGAGAAAACUGCAUGCUUCCUCAGAGGAAGAAUCUGAUGGGAAGGAGAAGCAUAGCCCUAGCAGGCGGCCUUGCCUUCGAGCCCAACCAAAAAAGAAAUACAUCAAUGAAGACUCUGAGGAGGACUUGAACUCUGAGAUGCAAGGCAGUUGUAAGAAUGGGAAGAGCAAAACUGUUUCACAUAAAGGAUAUCAACCUAAACGGUGCAUGCCCAAGGCUAAGAGCUACUGCGAAGAUGAGGACGAGAGGGAAACAAAAAGAUCCAACUACAAGUAUCCCAAGAAGGAAUCUAGAUCCAAGUCUGAACCCGAGGACUGUAGUAGUCAGGAAGACACCUCUUCUCACCAAGGGUCAGAGGAGGAGAAGGAAGUUGAGUGUCCAAGGGGGAAGAGACGUUUGGAGCGACACAAACGCAAGCGAAAGGAACGCUGCAGCAGCAGUGCCCACAGUUCUGCCUCUGAAAGCGAGGAGGACGAAAAGUCCUCUGCCAGCUCAGGGUCCCAGAGCAGUCCAAAGAGAAAAAAACACAACAGGAGGUCAAGGGUCAGCGACAAGGGUGCCGCCCGACAACGCCGGAGGGACCCCUCUGAGGCAGACAGUGAUCAGUCGUACGCAGAAUUCCAGAGAGGAGCGUGUGGAACGCGUAUCAAGACCCGAAACCGUGGCAAACGAACGGUGACAUAUCACGACAGCGAAUGA
Molecule: messenger RNA, 6758 nt
Organism: Salvelinus sp. IW2-2015
Lineage: Eukaryota; Metazoa; Chordata; Actinopteri; Salmoniformes; Salmonidae
Source: RefSeq, a predicted model, not a curated record